GAAGUCCUCUCUCUUAUUCGCUCAAACCUCCAGGCCAUGGCUUCCUUUCUCUCCCUAAGCCUCUUCUUCUGCUUCUUGUUCUCAGACAUUUCUUCCGCCAUAAAUGGAGCUCACCGGACGGCGAGGUUCGAAUUUCAAGAGGCGACGAUCGACCAGAUACGGACCGCCUUCGACCGCCAAGAGCUCACCUCCAGGGAGGUGGUGGAGUACUACCUGGGUGCCAUUCGCGAGCUCAACCCUCGGCUCAGGGCCGUCAUCGAGGUGAACCCGGAUGCGCUGGCCCUGGCGGACCAGGCCGACGAGGAGAGGCGGCUGCGGCCGGACCGGGCCCGCUCGCCGCUGCACGGGAUACCGGUGCUGCUCAAGGACAGCCUGGCCACGAAGGACAGGCUCAACACCACGGCGGGGUCGUUCGCGCUGCUGGGCUCGGUGGUGCGAACGGACGCCGGCGUGGUGACCAGGCUCCGGCGGUGUGGGGCCAUCAUUCUGGGAAAGGCGGCCCUCACCGAGUGGGGCCAUUUCCGGUCGUUCCCCACGCCCAAUGGAUGGAGCGCUCGCGGCGGCCAAGCCAUGAACCCAUACGUAGCGACUGCAGACCCAUGCGGUUCGAGCACGGGGUCGGCCACCGGCGUGGCUGCAAACUUGGCGCCGGUAUCGCUGGGGACGGAGACGGACGGCAGCAUCAUCUGCCCGGCCAGUGCUAACUCCGUAGUCGGAAUCAAGCCCACGGUCGGCCUCACCAGCAGAGCUGGCAUGAUCCCUGUUUCUCCAAGACAGGACACCAUCGGGCCCUUCUCUAGAACUGUAGCAGAUUCAGUUUAUUUGUUAGAUGAAAUUGUAGGAUAUGAUCCAAGAGAUAGUAUCGCAACAAGAGAAGCUGCUAAGUUCAUUCCAGUGGGUGGGUACAAGCAAUUCUUGAAAAAAGACGGACUUCACGGGAAAAGACUGGGCAUAGUUCGACAGCCUUUCUUCAACUUUUCUUCAGAACCCUCUCUUGCCAAAAUUUUUCAGGAUCAUAUUGACACGAUGAGGAGGUACGGGGCGGUCAUUAUUGAUAAUCUUGAGAUACCAAACAUAAGUACGGUCCUCAACUACAAUAUCAGCGGGGAGCUACUCGCUCUAGCCUAUGAAUUUAGGGAAAGUAUAAAUUCUUACCUGGCAGAUCUUGAGAGUUCUCCUAUAAGAUCUCUAGCUGAUGCAAUCGCCUUCAAUUCACAACACCCGGUCUUGGAAAAGCUUGAAGAAUAUGGGCAAGAAAUUUUCUUGUUCGCAGAGAACACAAGUAACUCAGGGGAGCAAGCGAAGAUGGCGGUGAAGGCAUUGAAUGAACUGUCCAGAAAUGGGUAUGAGAAAAUGAUGCAGGAUAACCAUCUGGAUGCAAUGGUCACACCUGGUGUUUCUUUCUCCGCCGCAUCUGUUUUGGCCAUUGGAGGAUACCCAGAAAUCAGUGUUCCUGCUGGGUACUAUGGAAAGGAUGGGGCACCAGUAGGGAUAUGCUUCAGCGGACUCAGGUUUUCAGAGCCAGCUUUGAUAGAAAUUGCAUACUCUUUUGAACAGGCAACCAAAAUAAGGAGAGCCCCAAAGGUUCAUGUCUAAGGAUUCUAAGCCAUUAAGGAAGUUGACCUUUGAGUUAUGUAGUUAUCUUGAUAGAUCAGCUUGUAAAGUUAAUGCUUUACUUUCCAGGUAGGUUGGAAGUGCAUCUAAGAAUAAAAAUAAGGUUUCACUGAAUCUAUUACA
Nymphaea colorata (pocket water lily) is the source of this 1737-nucleotide messenger RNA. RefSeq names its product probable amidase At4g34880. The transcript is spliced from 5 exons. Bases 37 to 1596 code for a protein of 519 amino acids. NCBI's taxonomy places the organism in Eukaryota, Viridiplantae, Streptophyta, Magnoliopsida, Nymphaeales, Nymphaeaceae. The record is from RefSeq and is a predicted model, not a curated record.